AUGGUAAUCUAUCUAUCUAUCUAUCUAUCUAUCUAUCUAUCUAUCUAUCUAUCUUCUCUGAUCAUCUAUCUAUCUAUCUAUCUAUCUAUUCAAAUUUUUUUUUUUCCACCUCUCUAUUUCCACCUCUCUCUCUUUUCACGUCUCUCUUUCCACCUCUCUGCCAUUGCGGGGGUGGUUCUUUCCCUCUAUUCUCUUUCUACUCAAUAUCCUUCCACCUAUUGUCGUUUAUUCCCAGUUUUCCUUCUAUUGUCCUUUCUCCUCGAUAUCAUUCCUUCUAUUGAUCUUUCAAUUCAGUAUCGUUUCAUCUAUUGUCAUUUCCGCUCAAUUUUCUUCUUUUUAAUGUCCUUAUCCCCCGUUUCCUUCCCAUUAUUUUUCGUCUUUCUCAGUUUUAUUUUUUCGAAUAUACUUUCUCUUCAGUUUCCUCCCAUCUAUUGUCAUUCUUCCUCAGUUAUUUUCCCUCAAUUUUCCUUUCUUCUCACUAUCCUUCCCUCAACUUUCCUUUCUUCUCACUAUCCUUCCCUCUAUUUUCCUUUCUUCUCACUAUCCUUCCCUCAAUUUUUCCUUUCUUCUCAAUAUCCUUCCCUCAAUUUUUCCUUUUCUUCUCACUAUCCUUCCCUCUAUUUUCCCUUUCUUCUCACUAUCCUUCCCUCAAUUUUCCUUUCUUCUCACUAUCCUUCCCUCUAUUUUCCUUUCUUCUCACUAUCCUUCCCUCAAUUUUCCUUUCUUCUCACUAUCCUUCCCUCUAUUUUCCUUUCUUCACACUAUCCUUCCCUCAAUUUUCCUUUCUUCUCACUAUCCUUCCCUUUUUAUUUUCCUUUUCUUCUCACUAUCCUCCCCUCAAUUUUCCUUUCUUCUCACUAUCCUCCCCUCAAUUUUCCUUUCUUCUCACUAUCCUUCCCUCAAUUUUCCUUUCUUCUCACUAUCCUUCCCUCUAUUUUCCUUUCUUCUCACUAUCCUUCCCUCUAUUUUCCUUUCUUCUCACUAUCCUUCCCUCAAUUUUCCUUUCUUCUCACUAUCCUUCCCUCUAUUUUCCUUUCUUCUCAGUUCCCUUCUUCUAUUGUCGUUCUCUUAUGUUUCCUUCCCUGUAUUGUUCUUUCUACUCGCUAUGCAACCCUCUUUUCUGCUUGGUAUCCUUCUCUCCAUUGUCCUUUCUCCUUAGGUUCCUUCCCACUAGUGUUCUUACUGCAAAGUAUUUUACUUUCUUUUCAGUUAUUUUCCAUCUAUUUUUCUUUCUCCUCACUUUGUUACUCCUUGUACUUCUCCUCAGAUUCUUCCCAUCUGUUGUCCUUUCUCCUCAGAUUCUUUACAUCUAUUGUCCUUUCUCCUCAGAUUCUUCCCAUCUAUUGUCCUUUCUCCUCAGAUUCUUCCUAUCUAUUGUCCUUUCUCCUCAGAUUCUUCCCAUCUAUUGUCCUUUCUCAUCGGAUUAUUCCCAUCUAUUGUCCUUUCUCCUCAGAUUCUUCCUAUCUAUUGUCCUUUCUCCUCAGAUUCUUCCCAUCUAUUGUGCUUUCUCCUCAGAUUCUUCCCAUCUAUUGUCCUUUCUCCUCAGAUUCUUCCCAUCUAUUGUCCUUUCUCAUCGGAUUAUUCCCAUCUAUUGUCCUUUCUCCACAGAUUCUUCCUAUCUAUUGUCCUUUCUCCUCAGAUUCUUCCCAUCUAUUGUCCUUUCUCCUCAGAUUCUUCCCAUCUAUUAUCCUUUCUCCUCAGAUUCUUCCCUUCUACUGUCCUUUCUCCCCAGCUUCCUUUCCCCAGUUAUCCUUCUCUUCAGUUUCAUUCCAUUUAUUUUCCUUUAUUCUCAGUUUCCUUCCCUCUAUUCUCGUUUCUCCUCAGUUUUCUUCAUACUGUUGUCCGCCUCUGUUUCAUUCCCUCUUUUGUUUAUCUUCUCAUUUUCCUUUAUCCUCAGUUUCCUCCCGUCUAUUGUCAUUUUUUCUCAUUUUCUUUUUCCUAUUUACCCGCCAUUUCUGCUUUCUUCCUUUUAUUUUCCUUUAUCCUCCAUUCUAUCGUCUCAGUUUCCUUCCCUCUAUUGUGCUUUAUUCUCAGUUAUUUUCCCCUUUACUUUACUUUCUCUUCAGUUUCUUUCCCUCUAUUCCCGUUUCUCCUCAGUAUCCACCCCACCUCUAUUGUUCUUCCUCUUCAGUUGUCCUUGAUCUUUACUUCCCUGUCCGUCUUUUCAGUUUCCUUCAUUAUAUUGUCCCUUUUCUCACUUUCUCUUCAUCUAUUUUCUUUCAGUUUCCUUCCCUCUGUAGUCCUUUCUUCUCAGUUUCAUAUCUUCUAUUGUCUUUCCACCUCAGUAUCAUUCCCCUAAUUGUCGUUUCUGCUUUCUUGCCAUAUCCUUCAAUCUAUUGUCCUUCUCCUCAGUUUAUUUCCCUCGAUUAUUCUUUCUUCUCAGUACCCUUCCAUGUAUUGUCCUUUCCCCCCAGUUUCUUCCCCUCAAUUGUCCUUUCUCUACAGUUUCCUUUCUUGUAUUGUCCUUCUCCUCAGUUUAUUUCCCUCUGUUGUUCUUCUCCUCAGUUUUUUUUUCUCGUCUAUUCUCCUUUCCCUUCAGUUUCCUGCCCUCUAUUCUCCUUCCUCUUCAGUAUCCUUCACACAAUUAUCCGUUCUCCUUAG
Acanthosepion pharaonis is the source of this 2601-nucleotide messenger RNA. NCBI's taxonomy places the organism in Eukaryota, Metazoa, Mollusca, Cephalopoda, Sepiida, Sepiidae. The record is from the annotation of a GenBank genome assembly.